Hevea brasiliensis (rubber tree) is the source of this 2481-nucleotide messenger RNA. Its product is annotated as pentatricopeptide repeat-containing protein At4g20090. NCBI's taxonomy places the organism in Eukaryota, Viridiplantae, Streptophyta, Magnoliopsida, Malpighiales, Euphorbiaceae. Bases 255 to 2264 code for a protein of 669 amino acids. The record is from RefSeq and is a predicted model, not a curated record. The transcript is spliced from 2 exons. Gene Ontology annotation, molecular function: protein binding.
AAAAGGGCUUGAGCAUACAACUAGACCAGCUGAGUAAUAUCCACGGCUGCCUACCCGGAGAAUCCGAAUCAGGCCCGCUUUAGCUGUUGGUUUCGCUUUCUCUUCUCAUCUCUAGUGGCAGCGUCCAGGCUUAGCUUGCGUUUCGCUUCUUUAAGCUAUUUUGUACGAUAGGGAAAUUGGGAGAAUGCUGAAUCACUUGACAUAAAGAAAAAUUAGGUGGAACCAGGACAUAACCUUUUGGUCCCCAUGCCAAAAUGCCCUCUAUACGACAGUUCCAUCUUCAAGACAUCAACCAGGUUAACAACUACUUUUAUAUGAUCCUAAGCAAGUUCCCUUUUCAUUUUGCACACUUUCAUUUUUCAGUUCUUACAAUUCCACCGAAUGGAAUUAUUGGAACUGAACCCCAAAACAACAAUGACCAGAAUAACCAUCUUCAAAACAGUAAUCAACCUGAGUCCUCAAUAUCUGAUAAAAUCUUCAAUUCAGCUCCAAAAAUGGGUUCUUACAAGCUGGGUGAUUCAACAUUUUACUCGCUCAUUGAAAACUAUGCCAAUUUGGGUGAUUUUAAGUCAUUGGAGAAUGUUUUGGAUCGAAUGAGACUUGAAAACAGAGUCUUUACAGAAAGGAGUUUUGUUCUUAUGUUUAAGGCUUACGGGAAAGCUCAUUUACCUGAAAAGGCCAUUGAAUUAUUUGAUAAAAUGUGCUAUGAAUUUCAGUGUAAACGAACGGUAAAGUCAUUUAACUCGGUUCUUAAUGUUAUUAUACAAGAGGGCCUUUACAAUCGUGCUAUGGAGUUCUAUAAUUAUGUUGUUGGUGCGAGACACAUGAAUAUAUCACCUAACUUACUUAGCUUUAAUUUGGUUAUCAAGGCUAUGUGUAAGCUUGGAUUGGUUGAUGAAGCAAUUGAGGCAUUUAGAGAGAUACCAAUUAGGAAAUGUGUACCUGAUUCUUACACUUACUGUACAUUGAUGGAUGGGCUUUGCAAGGAGGAUAGGAUUGAUGAGGCGGUUUCUUUGUUAGAUGAAAUGCAAAUUGAGGGGUGUUUUCCUAGUCCAGUUAUGUUUAAUGUGUUGAUUAAUGGGUUAUGCAAGAAGGGUGAUUUAACACGGGUGACAAAGCUUGUUGACAAUAUGUUUCUUAAAGGUUGUGUUCCUAAUGAAGUGACCUAUAACACACUUAUUCAUGGUUUGUGCUUGAAGGGGAAUUUGGAUAAAGCACUUAGUCUUUUGGAUCGGAUGGUUCUGAGUAAAUGUGUGCCUAAUGAAGUCACAUAUGGAACAAUCAUUAAUGGGCUUGUUAAGCAAGGAAGAGCUCUUGAUGGGGUUCGUGUGUUACUUUUGAUGGAAGAAAGAGGACAUCAUGUGAAUGAGUAUGUUUGUUCAGUGCUAGUUAGUGGGUUGUUUAAGGAGGGAAAGUGUCAGGAGGCAAUGAAAUUGUUCAAGGAGUCGGUAGAGAAAGGAUGCAAACUCAACACUAUUCUAUACAGUGCUCUUGUAGAUGGUUUGUGUCGAGAGGGAAAGCCAGAUGAAGCAAUGCAAAUUCUUUAUGAGAUGGCAAAUAAGGGUUGCAAACCCAAUGCUUUCACUUAUAGCUCCUUGAUGAAGGGAUUCUUUGAGACAGGUAAUAGCCAUAAAGCCAUUGAAGUGUGGAGAGACAUGGAAAAGAAUAAUUGUAUUCAGAAUGAGGUUUGUUAUAGUGUACUAAUUCAUGGGCUAUGCAAGAAUGGGAAUGUCAAGGAGGCAAUGAUGGUGUGGGAACAAAUGUUGGGGAAAGGAUGUAGGCCUGAUGUUGUGGCUUAUAGUUCAAUGAUACAUGGCCUUUGCAAGGUUGGGUUGAUAGAAAAGGCUUUAAAACUUUAUAAUGAGAUGCUUUGUUUGGAAUCUCAUUAUCAACCGGAUGUGAUCACAUAUAACAUACUUUUCAACGCUUUAUGUAAGCAGAGUAGCAUCUCUCAUGCUGUUGAUAUUCUAAAUAGAAUGCUGGAUCAGGGAUGCGAUCCUGACUUGGUUACGUGCAACAUAUUCUUGAGAAUGUUGCGAGAAAAGCUAGACCCACCUCAAGAUGGGCAGGAGUUUCUAGAUGAGCUUGUGGUUCGCCUACUAAAGAGGCAGAGAAUUUUAGGUGCUUCUAAGAUUGUAGAAGUGAUGUUGCAGAAGUUUUUGCUACCAAAAGCCUCUACUUGGGCAAGAGUUGUUCAAGUUCUAUGUAAAUCUAAGAAGAUUCAAGCAGUCAUUGACAAGUGUUGGAGCAACCUAUAUUGCUAAUGCAUUAAGUGUACAUAUCUUUUAUACUUUUACUGUGCAAAACUUACUUAGAUUCAAAUACCAUGUGAUUUUGGUUCAAUAACCUGGAUAUCAAACCCUAUUUCCUCCAUCACUUUGAGAGUGGUAUUAUAUGUGUUUGCACAUGUAUCAGUGUUUGUUGGCAUACUUAUUAUGUAUGUGCAUAGAUGUGGGUAUACAAAACAAUCAUUUAUAUGUU